Hippocampus zosterae (dwarf seahorse) is the source of this 1351-nucleotide messenger RNA. It is a transcript of the gene aqp10a, whose product is annotated as aquaporin 10a. The transcript has 6 exons. Gene Ontology annotation, molecular function: urea transmembrane transporter activity; water channel activity; glycerol channel activity. The record is from RefSeq and is a predicted model, not a curated record. Gene Ontology annotation, biological process: glycerol transmembrane transport; water transport. Bases 179 to 1096 code for a protein of 305 amino acids. Gene Ontology annotation, cellular component: plasma membrane; basolateral plasma membrane. Lineage: Eukaryota; Metazoa; Chordata; Actinopteri; Syngnathiformes; Syngnathidae.
AGUGGAAGCAACAUCAGUCCUCCGUUCUCCGUGUUGAUGCCGUCAGCAACCAAUGGUGCGAAUGUGUGCGCUGUGACGAGCUGGUAAAUGAUUGUUAAUGUCGGAGCAGCUGGGCUGAAAAAGGGAGGAAGAGGCCAGGUGGACAAGGAGAUGCUGCUUGUGGAAGCAGCGCCUGCUGAUGUCCAAGAACCUGGCAGUCAUGUUGAAGCGACGUGUCUUGCGGGUGAGGAAUGCUCUGUUGAGAGAGUGCUUGGCCGAGUUCUUGGGCACUUUUGUCUUGAUGCUUUUCGGCUGCUCAGCGGCAGCGCAGGUGAAGACCAGCAGGGAGACCAAAGGCCAGUUUUUGUCCAUCAACAUGUCCUUCUCAGUGGGCGUAAUGUCGGCCAUGUACCUCACCAAAGGCAUCACAGGGGCCCAUCUGAAUCCGGCCGUAACACUCAGUUUCUGUGUGUUGGGCCAGGUGCCAUGGAAGAGGAUGCUGCCCUAUUGGCUCUUCCAAGUUCUGGGAGCAUAUGUUGCAUCAGCGCUUGUCUACAUGGUCUACUUCGAUGCAAUAAUGGAGUUUAGUGGCGGAAUACUGACUGUGUAUGGACCAAAUGAGACGGCAUCCAUAUUUGCCACAUAUCCUUCCGAGUACGUCACCUUGAGCACAAGUUUCCUCGACCAGGUGGUGGGCACCGGCAUGCUUAUGUUAUGCAUCCUCGGUCUGGACGAGAAGAGGAACACCCCGGCUCCUCGCGAGCUGAUCCCCGUUAUCGUGGCGGUCGUCGUGCUGGGCAUCUCCAUGUCCAUGUCGGGCAACUGCGGGGCGGCCAUAAACCCUGCCCGCGAUCUAGGACCUCGACUUCUUACACUGACUGCAGGGUGGGGCUCGGAGGUCUUCACGUGUUACAACUACUGGUUCUGGGUACCUCUGGUGGCCCCACUUGUCGGGGGUGUUUCAGGUUCGUUAAUCUAUUUAAUCUUCAUCCACUGGCACCUGCCCGACUCGGUUCCCCCCCAAGAGACGGACACGUCCUCCAAUUCCAGCGAUGUCAUUAAACAGGCCGCAAACACGCCACUGAUAGGGAUUGAGUUAAAGACGGCGUCAUUCUGAGACGGUCAUGGAAAAGUCUUAACAGGCAUUCUUGUACGUUGUCGUUAAGUUAGGAGGACUUUAUUAUUUUUUUGUCUGUAUUUCAUGCAUCAAUGAAGUGGACUUCAGCUUGGUAGAAAAAGUGAAGGAAUCUUGUGUCAUAAUGCUGUUUAUAUUUUUUUCCUGAUUAAUUUGAAUUUAAAUAAUUGCAUUUAUUUGUUUGUGUCUGUUUUUCUGAGCUGGACAAUAUUAAAAUGCGUUUUUGUUUUUCUGAAA